AGUUUCUUUUUUAAGUUUAUUAAAAAGAUGUUCUUUUUAUAAUUUGAAGUCUGUGUCAGUUUCGGUUUUGUUUUCGCCUUCGCUUUUUUACUCCGUUGGUUUGAUAUGUAUAUUUUUUAUAUUAUUAUAUUAUCUUUCUAAAACACCGUGUUUCCAUACCAGCAUACAGUCCUUUCGCCCACAUUUUUGGUCCUUCUCCCUUAUUUUAUUAUAUUCAGUGAAUCAAUAUUCGAAAUUUUCAAAAAAAAUGGAAACACGGUCGGGUCGUAAACUGAGUUCGGCAAAUACUCGUACGGCAAUAGCGUUGCCCCUACCACCGUCGGGAGAGGAAACGCACCCUGAUGCCGCCGCCUCGGCGUCGGUGUCCACCGUACCACCGAUCGCAGUUAGUGCUCACAGCACAUCGACCUGCAGCCGCUCAUCAGCUACGGUUCGUGCUAAGAAGCUUGCAGCGGAAGCGCUACUCGCACAACGGCUCGCCAAGAUCGAGUUGGAGGCAGCCGAAGCACGUCGCCGCGUUGAGUUGGAGGUGGCGAGAAAGAAAUAUAAUGCAGAAAUUGCAGAAAUUGAAGCAGCCAGCUGUCGGGGCAGCCGAUCUAGUGAUCAUGCUAGUAUUGGUCGUAGCUGCAAUGAAGAUGUGGAUAAAUGCUAGCACACAGGAGUCCGGAGAGUCAAGUUCGCAUGCUGUAGACAAUAAUGCGGACCAGCCGCGUUCAGAAUUGGUGACUCAGACGUCUUCAGGUAGUACCACUGUUUCUCGUAAACCAUUAUUAAAGGUCGUCGCCGUCACAGUAUCGGGUCCAUCUGGUUCUGUUGAUACUUUCGCAUUACUUGAUGACGGGUCUACGGCUACCUUUAUUGAUGCUGAAAUAUCUUCUCAGAUAGGAGUAACGGGUCAAAUGGGACAAAUAGACUUACAGUGUGUGGGUGGUUUAUCAAAGGAAUCGGAAGUUCAAUACGUUGAUUUUCAAAUUAAAGGGCGGAAAUCAAUAAAAACUUUUGAUGUCAAACAAGCUAGAUCUAUUAGUAAUUUAGGUUUAGCAGAUCGUUAUGUUAAUAAAAAUGAGAUUAAUACUUUUUCGUACUUAUCAGAUAUAGCUGACGAGUUAUGUUAUGAUGCAAAACCUACCAUUAUAAUUGGUAUUGAUAAUUGGCAUCUAUCUGUACCUAUUGCGACUAGACAGGGAACUAGGUCUCAACCAGUUGCUAUUUUAACAGCUUUGGGUUGGGUUCUUUUCGGUUUUGUGUCAAGUAAAACGAAUGUUGUUCAUUUCGUAAAUAAUGUGUGUGAUUGCAACGCAGGUAGUGAUGCGUCUAUAGAAAAUAUAUUUAAAAUGCAAUAUCGUCUCGACUGUAUAGAUAUUAUGAGACAUGAAAAGCGUGAGGGUUGAUUCGAGGUUGGCCUUUUUGUGGAAAGCUAAUAAUUAAUGAUGCAGCCGCUAAAUCACAAGGAGUUAGUUUAUACGAUUUACUUUUAACCGGACCAGAUCUUUUGCAAUCUCUGCUUAAUAUAUUAAUGCGUUUUCGUGAGGAGAGUGUCGCGAUUAAUGGUGACAUUAAAGAAAUGUUUCCUCAGGUUAAAAUUUGUAACGCAGACCGAGAUGCACAGCGUUUUCCAAGGCGCGAUAGUCCUAAUGAACCUUUGAAAUUAUUUCGUAUGUCUUUAAUGAUUUUUGGCGCUGCAUCAAGCCCGUCCACACAGCUUUGUUUAUUAAAAUAAGAAUGCUGAUGAUAUUCAACAGCAGUUUCCUGAAAAGGUCCAUGUAAUCGUUCAUGACCAUUACAUGGACGAUUGCAUAAGUAGUGUAGAGUCUGUGGAAAGAGCUGCUCGUGCAAUCUCUGCUUAAUAUAUUAAUGCGUUUUCGUGAGGAGAGUGUCGCGAUUAAUGGUGACAUUAAAGAAAUGUUUCCUCAGGUUAAAAU
This is a messenger RNA of Galleria mellonella (greater wax moth), 1922 nucleotides long. RefSeq lists its product as uncharacterized. NCBI's taxonomy places the organism in Eukaryota, Metazoa, Arthropoda, Insecta, Lepidoptera, Pyralidae. The transcript is spliced from 2 exons. The record is from RefSeq and is a predicted model, not a curated record. The coding region runs from base 342 to 1391 and encodes 349 amino acids.